Molecule: messenger RNA, 2435 nt
Organism: Trachemys scripta elegans
Lineage: Eukaryota; Metazoa; Chordata; Testudines; Emydidae
Product: syntaxin-binding protein 2-like
Exons: 18
Biological process (GO): vesicle-mediated transport; neurotransmitter secretion; intracellular protein transport
Cellular component (GO): plasma membrane; secretory granule
Molecular function (GO): syntaxin-3 binding
Source: RefSeq, a predicted model, not a curated record
AGAUAUUCAGCGUUGUCCUUCGCAGCGUGAAGAAGGAAGGAGAAUGGAAGGUGCUGAUCAUGGACUGCCCCAGCACGCGCAUCCUUUCGUCGUGCUGCAAGAUGUCCGACAUCGUGGAUGAAGGCAUCACGCUUGUAGAAUAUAUUAACAAACGCCGGGAGCCAAUCCCGAGCCUGGAGGCCAUCUACCUGCUCAGCCCUGUGGAGAAGUCGGUGCAGGCUCUGAUCGAUGACUUCCAGGGCACCCCCACCUUCACCUACAAGGCAGCUCACGUCUUCUUCCUCAGCCCGUGUCCUGACCCUCUGUUCAACGAGCUGCGGAAGUCACUGAUCACCAAGGCCAUCAAAACCCUCAAGGAGAUCAACAUGGCCUUCCUGCCCUAUGAGAGCCAGGUGUACUCCCUGGACAGGCCACAGACCUUCCACAUCUGGUUCAGCCCCUGCUCCGCCUGGGAAAAGAAUGAGGAGCUGGAGAUGCUGGCAAAGCAGAUUGCCACAUUGUGUGAAACCCUGGAGGAGUAUCCAGCCAUCCGCUACAGGAAGGACCAUGAAGAUAACUUCCACCUGGCGCACGUUGUACUGGCCAAACUCAAGGAGUUCAAGGCAUACGAGCCCAGCAUGGGAGAGGGCCCUGACAAAGCCCGCUCUCAGCUGCUGAUUGUGGACCGGAACUUCGACCUGGUGUCCCCACUGCUGCAUGAGCUCACCUUCCAGGCCAUGGCCUACGACCUGCUCAGCAUCGAGAACACCACCUACAGGUACAAGACAACGGGCACCAGCGACUCGCGGGAGAAAGAGGCGCUGCUGGAUGAUGAUGACGAACUCUGGGUGCAGCUAUGCCACCUGCACAUCGCUGACGUCUCCAAGAAGGUGACUGAGCUGCUGCACACCGUCUAUGAGAGCAAGAGGCUGACCACGGACGAGACCGACAUCAAGGACCUGUCCCAGAUCCUGAAGAAGCUGCCCGAGUACCAGAGAGAGCUGAACAAGUACUCCACGCACCUGAACCUGGCCGAGCACUGCAUGCGGCACUUCAAAGGGACGGUGGAGAAGCUGUGCAGUGUGGAGCAGGACCUGGCCAUGGGGACGGACGUGGACGGGAAGGUGAUCAGGGACCCGAUGAAGUUCAUCCUGCCCGUCCUGCUGGACCCCAGCGUGCAGGCCUACGACAAGAUCCGCAUCAUCCUGCUCUACAUUCUCCUGAAGAAGGGUAACGCCACAGGCCGGCAGGGCGCAGCACUGGGAGGCCUGCUGCUGCAGGGGGCACUCCUGGAGGCGGGGCCCAGUGAUCCAUUCUGUUCUUUUCUCUGCCUCUGCCCUGCCAGCCUGGCUGGAGCGACUCAGAGAAGGCAGCUGCGAUCCGAGAGGAAGGUGCGGCCGGAGUCCACCUACCCGCUCUCCCGCUGGACCCCCAGGCUCAAGGACGUCAUGGAGGACAUCAUUGAGGACAAACUGGACAAGAAGCUGUAGCCCUUCAUGUCAGACCCGGUCCCUACCACCAGCUCCCAGGCUGCUGUCAGUGCCCGCUUCGGGCAUUGGCACAAGAACAAGCCAGCGGCCGAGUACUGGACGGGCCCACGCCUCUUCAUCUACGUGCUGGGUGGGGUGUCCAUGUCUGAGAUGCGCUGCACCUAUGAAGUGACCCGGGCCACCGAGGGCGAGUGGGAGGUGGUGAUCGGUUCCAGUCACAUCCUAACCCCUAAGAGCUUCCUGGAUGACGUCCAAACCCUCGACCAGGAGGCCCCUGAGGAGGUCUAGAAGCAGCCCCCUCCCCGCAGAGACUCUGCCCCCCACAGCUCGCUGCCCCCAGAGCCACCUGCUCUUUGAAAUAAAGCACCUUCCCCGCUACUCUUGGCAGCGCUGUCAGUUCUUGGGGAGGGACGGGAGAGGGGACGGGACCCCGAGGCUCCCUGGCUGUUAGGCAGGGGGCAGGCCAGGCUCCCGUCUAGGGUUGUGGCCCUCUGUGCCCCAUGGCCACCGCCCCACGGAUGGGAUAGGGGAAGAGUCAGACUCCGUUAUCUACAGCCUCAGCCAUUCCUACCUCCCCUGCCUAGGACCCAAAGCACAGCCCCUCCCCCUCCUAUCACCCCUCUGCCAGCGAUGGGGGGGCGCACAGAGGCUGCUACCAGCGACUGGCUUUGGGGGGGGAUGUGAUCCAGCCACUGAGCCCCAGGCUGUGUCUGUCCAGUCUGCAAAGGGUUAAAGAGAACCCCCCUUCUGCCCCCAUAUCAUCUCCCUUCACCGCCUUGGGGUGCUGGCCCAGCCCUGGCUCCCUGCACCCCUCCCAGCACAGCCUGGCACCCUGGCCUCUCGACCCUGUCCCCCAGUGGGGACCUCGGCUCCAGAAGGGGGGAGGGGUCCUAGGAGGAGUUGCAGUCAGAGUGCCCAAGUAAGUGGGAGUGGAGCCAGGACUGCAUAGGAGGCGUGUCCAGGGUU